This is a messenger RNA of Tribolium castaneum (red flour beetle), 717 nucleotides long. RefSeq names its product protein dj-1beta. The record is from RefSeq and is a predicted model, not a curated record. The transcript has 3 exons. Lineage: Eukaryota; Metazoa; Arthropoda; Insecta; Coleoptera; Tenebrionidae. Gene Ontology annotation, biological process: response to oxidative stress; glyoxal metabolic process; glycolate biosynthetic process. Gene Ontology annotation, cellular component: cytoplasm; mitochondrion; nucleus. The coding region runs from base 24 to 665 and encodes 213 amino acids.
CCAAACUGGCAUGACCUACUCCAAUGUCAGUCAUAUGUCAAAGUUUUAGGGCUCCGCUCACUCGCUUUAAUAGGUUAGGAUUAGCGGUGCGUUUUAUUUCGAAUAUGAGCACAAAAGCCCUUGUUUUCCUCGCCGGAGGCGCUGAAGAAAUGGAGGCUGUAAUCGCAAUUGACGUACUUCGCAGAGGCGGUGUGGAAGUAACAGUUGCAGGCCUACCGGACGCCAACAUCAUCAAGUGCAGCCGCGGUGUCAACAUUAAACCUGACAUUUCAAUCUGUGAGGCCAAAGGCCCCUUUGACGCAAUUGUCUUACCUGGGGGGCUAGGAGGGGCGAAGGCUUUGGCCGCGUCUAAAGAAGUAGGGGAGUUGAUUCGGGAGCAGGAGGCGGCGGGGCGACUCACGGGGGCGAUUUGUGCCGCGCCCACGGCCUUGAAGGCCCAUGGGGUUUAUGUGGGCAAGACUGUGACGUCGUACCCAGCCAUGGAGGCGCAAAUGCUCGAAGGUGGUCAAUAUAAAUACAAAAAGGAGCCAGUUGUGGUUGAUGGGACUCUGGUUACAAGUCAAGGGCCUGGCACUGCCUUCGUCUUCGCCCUAACCCUAGUGGACAAACUUGUCGGAAAGGACAAGGCGGCAGAAGUGGCCAAAGCCAUGCUUUUGUCGUAUUAACAAUUUAUUACUAUGGCACUAGAAACAAAUAAAUAACAAUAAUUAGUCGUUC